UACACUUUAGAUCGGAUAUUUGAGAAAGUUAGAGCGUACUGUUCUAAUGACGAGUGUAAUCGGAGCGUAUACUUUGGCCUGAAAGAAUUAACGGAAAAUAACGGUAAGUAUAUACGAGCAGGGCAAAUAGAGGCUUUGGAGAAGCAGAGGAUGAAUAGCAAGGAUGUUUUCUCUGUUAAAGGAAUGGCUGAGAAGCUAAGAAUAGAAGAAAAGGAGCGCAUAAGUAUGGGGGAGACCGUGUUUGACUGUGGGUGCAAGAUGAAUGCUCAGGUUCGGCGUUUGGUAGAGUUCGGGUAUGUGUAUUUUGCAGAUGUAGUCAACCAUAGAUCGACUUUUGAGAUUGUGUGUCUAUUAUAUACUGUUAAAAACAUGAUGAAAAAAUUGCAAGAACCUGAAAAAACGGAAAUGGAAGAGUUUUUGAAGGUUCUGAAGGAAUUAUAUCGCGGGAUAAUCUCGCAUCGGGCUACCUCCAUCAAAGGCAUAUGCAGAAUUAAGAAUGGCUUAAACAUAGAUAAUUUGCUGGAUAUGCUGUUGGAUGCUUACGUGAGAAAUAAUUUUGUAGUUUUUAACGAUUCUUUUAGAAAAAUACAGGAGAAAUUUCCAAAUGGGGAGAUAAAGUCGGGUUAUAACAAGGCAUUCCAGACCCUGAAAAACCAUCCACGCACAAAAAAAGAAAUGGCAAAGCGGAUGCACGACAACGCCAUGGAGGCAGAAGAGCAUCUUACACGGCUGCGGGGAGUUGAUGAAGGAACAACCAGAAAAGACUGUGAUCUUAGGGUUGCAGAGUAUGAAAAAUUUGCAAGGGAAACGGAAAUGCCUGAUUCGGGUUAUUCAGGUGCUAUCGAGAACAUAACGCGUGAAAGCC
Nematocida major is the source of this 865-nucleotide messenger RNA. RefSeq lists its product as uncharacterized. The transcript has a single exon. The record is from RefSeq and is a predicted model, not a curated record. NCBI's taxonomy places the organism in Eukaryota, Fungi, Microsporidia. The annotation marks the transcript as partial.